Molecule: messenger RNA, 3611 nt
Organism: Amphiprion ocellaris (clown anemonefish)
Lineage: Eukaryota; Metazoa; Chordata; Actinopteri; Pomacentridae
Gene: olfml3b
Product: olfactomedin-like 3b
Exons: 3
Coding region: 85-1254 (389 amino acids)
Biological process (GO): signal transduction
Source: RefSeq, a predicted model, not a curated record
GGGAAUCUGCUGGCUCCACCGACACUCUCACUGAACUCCAGUCACGAUUUUACUGGAGUUAUAAGAGACUGAGCUGACACAAAAAUGAGGGGACUUGUUGUCUUGGUUACUUUGGCCUGCUUUGCCACAGCUCAGCACCAAGCACUGAUUGACUACUUGGAGCGGAGGCUGCUUGCUAUUGAGGACAGGAUCUCUCUGUGGCAUGAACAGACCACCCGCUACGCCUCAGAGCUGCGGGAGCUGAAGCAACAAAUGGUUUCCCAGCUGGAGAACCUGGACAAAGAAAAAGAAGCACUGAGAAUGAAUCUGGACGGAGUGGGGACGAGGGUGGACCGGGUCGAGAGGGAGCUGGACUACCUGGAGACGCAGAACGGGGCUCAGCCAUGUGUGGAUGUGGACGACAAGCUGAUAGAGCAGCAGGUGACUCUGGUGAAGGAGAAGCAGAAGGCCCAGUAUCUAAAACUCUCAGAUUGCAGCGACAUGAUCUCCAGCAUCAAAGCCAUGAAGAUCCUGAAGCGAGUCGGGGGGCAAAAAGGAAUGUGGACCAAAGACACCAGCAGGGCGUCUGGUAAGGUCUACAUCUUUAACGGGACAGAUGAGGACACCAUCCAUGAGUUUGCGACUAUACAAGACUUCACCCGCUCACAGGGCAUGUCUCUGUCCAAUAACCUGAAGCUGCCGUCUGCCUGGAAAGGAACUGGACAUGUGGUGUACAAAAAUAACGUAUAUUAUAUAAAUCAAGGUGAAGAGAUAACGGUGGUUAAAUAUGACACAAGGAAUAACUCUGUGACGGACAGUGCAGUGUUUCCAGUGCAGGAUCACGUCCCGGUGUACGGCCUCACCCCUGAGACGGUGAUGGACCUGGCUGUGGAUGAGGAAGGUCUUUGGGCAAUUUACGCCACACGACAAAACGAGAGACACAUCUCUCUGGCUAAAAUGGACACCAGCUCACUGGACAUUGAGCAGAUGUGGGAUACAAACUGUCCACGAGAGAACGCAGAGGCGGCUUUUGUCAUCUGUGGCACUCUGUAUGUAGCGUACAACACCAAGCAGCCCGGUCGCUCACGAGUACAGUGUGUGUUCGACGUCAAUGGCAUGGUGACCAACGAGGAAGCACCGCUGGUUUAUUUUCCAAAACGCUACGGAUCUCACUCCAGUCUGAAGUACAAUCCACAGGAGCAGCUGCUCUACGCCUGGGAUGACGGCUACCAGAUCCUGUACAAGCUCAUCAUGAAAAAGAAGCUAGAGAUUUGAGCUAAAUGUAACCAAACCAUACCAGUAUUUUUGAAAGAUUUUAGCUCCUUAACUACAAAUAUUUUCCUUGCUUCUGAUCAUUUUUAAUGUGUGCUGUCGAAUUUUUGACAUUUGAAUGUGUCAUCAGUUGAAUCAGUCAUACAGGUCAGAACUUCAGGAGGCAACUAGGCUUUUUUUUUUUAGUUCAUGAAGACAUUUUAUCAAAAUCCAAGACAGUUUUUCAGGUCUAACUGACCGAUGGAGAGUCCCAGAUAUAUAUAUUACAUAUAUCGCCCUCAAACCAUAUGUCAAUUGGCUCAUUAACAACACAUGACUCACAUGCCUCGAGGUUUAAAUGGUUGUGAAACUGACAGAUCAGAGAUGACUUAAUGAUGGUGAAAUUUUCUGGGGAGAGAUCUUAAGACUGAUAGGUUGUCGUAGACCCCUUUUUCUGUUUAGGGAUGGAUGUUCCAGUUUAACAUAGAUUUCUUAAACUGACAGUUUCACAACCACUGAUACUUUGAGGCAUGCCAGUCUUCGGCUGGUAAUGAGUCAUGGGAUUUCGGGGUGACAGUAUAUAUCUGGGACUCCCCAUCAGUCAGUUAGAAAUAAGGAAGCCUCUUGGAUGAAGGUGAAAUAUCUUCAAGAACCAAAAGAAGCAGAGUAGUUACCUUCUACUGACGCUCUUUAGGAUUUCAUGCAGUUUUAAUACAGUAUAAAUAUUAACUCACACAUCCUGGUAAGUCUGCUUUUUGUUUUUUUCAAAGAUUCGUUAUUGGGUCGUGUCAUAAUUAUUUUAGUGAAGUCACAAAAAUUACAAGACAUUUCAGAAGAAUCAGUAGCAACUGUGAUGCACGACUCAAGCAAGUUUCAUGAGUUUGCCAUCACACUUCACACACUGGAAGCAGUGAAUCGUUAGAAGUACAAUGAAAAUACACUCAACUAUCUGAACCACCGCAGCAUGGUGUGUAAAAAAAUGAUGAUUACAGAAACUGUUUACAGCAAAUUCACAAUUAGCUUCCAACUAUUUUUGAUAAUCCAAUAAUUGGUGUGAGGAAUGUUUUUUUUUUUUUUUUUUAAAAAAGGCUAAACUCUCUAAUUCCAAGUUCUUUGAAGAGAGAAUUUUCAGGUUUCUUUCGUCCUCUGUGGCAGUAAACUGAACAGGUUUUAGGUUGUUGACAAAACAAGAUUUAGGAAUCCCAGACUAGACCGGACAAUUAUUAGACCAAACAUGUAAUUGAUAAUAAAAUGCCAAUACAAAUAUUUGUUGGUAGCAGCCCUAUUUGUAAUUAACGAGCAAAUCAUGAAAAAAUACUGGUAUAUAUUUUUUAAAUCAACAGCAAAUGUUCAAAAGUGCUGGAUUGUAAAUAGGUGUCACAUGAAGAUUAUUUCUAAUCAGACCAAGUUUUCUGCCUCUAGAGUGGAAUAUAUUUACUGUACUUACACUACCUGUGAUCUCAUAUGCUACUGUAUGUAAUGUAGGUUUCUACAGUUGGUCCAAGCACUUGUGCCCUAUUCUUUAUUCGCACAAAUGUAAUACAAAUAUGCAACCUUUAUACAUAUAAGUGAAUUUAAAACAACUGGACUGCUCACAUCUGUCCAUUUUAUGCUUCAAAUACCAUUUUGCUCUCUGAAUAAAUGGCAACAACAUCAGUCUUUAUUUCUAUUAUUCUUUUUCCAUUGCGCAAAUUGAUGAGGCAUAAAACCAGUAUCAGAGUAAAAACAAUCACAACGUUGUCACUGUAGCAGGCAUGUUUAGAGCGGCAGAAAAUGUAAUCAGGAUAUUAGGAAACCUGUAAUAAACUGCUAGCUGGCUGGCACUGUUAUGUUUCUCUCUUUACGCAUUAUGUAUAGUUUCCUCACAAGUCAAGCACAUAUGUAUUUUGUGCUUUUUACUAAUCAAAAUAAUCCCCCAAAUAAUUAACAGCAACACUACGUGUAUUAUGCCUCUUAAAUGUUUAUUAAUUUAUAUUAGAAUAUAACGUCACCAUUUCCCACUGUUUGCUUUUUUUGUUCUAAUUUCCUGACUAUCCUUUGAUUGUUGUUAAAUAAAUGGCCAACUACACUUGUUAAACACCAGCAGUCUUUUUCUGUGCGCAGCAUGUAGAUAUAAACAUAUAAUGAAGCCGCUAUGUUGGACUGUAAUAUUUUCGACUGUGGUUCACCAGUGGUAGCAGUGUAGUAGACAGAAUUAUACACACAAUUCUGUUUUUUCUGGACAAAUUCACUGUUGUUACACUCUUGGUUUCACCCCUUUUCCUUGAUGGUGACCUGUCUGUAUUUACUGACUGACGUCUUUGGCGUGACCAAUAAAAGCUCAUUUAGUUGGAAGUCUGUUGGUUGAACUGAUAUGUGAAGCAUAAAGUCGCUCAACCCUG